Messenger RNA from Parastagonospora nodorum SN15, 1071 nucleotides. RefSeq lists its product as hypothetical. Bases 1 to 1071 code for a protein of 356 amino acids. NCBI's taxonomy places the organism in Eukaryota, Fungi, Ascomycota, Dothideomycetes, Pleosporales, Phaeosphaeriaceae. The record is from RefSeq and is a predicted model, not a curated record. The transcript has 6 exons.
AUGUGGUACACCUGUCAAUCCGUGGCUGGACGCUCACAGGAGUGUAUUCGCACAGCUGAUGCUGGACGCAUGGUCAGAGGCUCGGAAAACAGCGCCCCUGCCAGUCCGCUCGUCCAUAGCGACCACGCCCUGCAGGAGUGCAGCCCGCCAAACAUGUGCAGCGACCUGCGGACGCAUGUGAUGAGACAGGCACGCAUAGAGGUUACAGCCGCAUAUGCCCUGAACCAUCUCGAACUGCGAGUCCUCAAACCGAGUGAGCUGCUCCAGGAUUUUGUCUACCUGCGCCAGGAUCCUAGGAAUCCCGCGUCGCCCCGGUUCCUAAACAGUGCAAUUGCGGCCAUCAUAGCGCGAGCGUUCUACAACAAUGGAAAAUGGGGUAUCGGUGCCAUGGCAGGGAACCAGGAUAAGUUUCAGUUCCUAAGCGCUAACAUGAUGGCGCUUGUGGGCACAGUGUUAUAUAAUGCUAUCAAAGAGUACCACGACGACGGAACGAGGAAGACAAUCCAUUUCCACGGUCAUACCGUAGAGGAUAAUUAUAACGCCAUCCGCGAGAAGUGGAAAAGGCUGAGCGAGAUACGCCGUCUCCUCAUUUGGGACGCUUUAAAACAACAAAUAGCCAUACACGCGAACCACAUUGAAAACUCUGGAUCUAACGUUACCGUGCCAGACGACCAUCACGACAACGACGUUGAUGACAUUCUUAUGAAAUGGAAACGAGAAGACAACAUCCUUACUGAAGAGACUAGAGUGCGACUGCGCGAAUCAUCGGGGGAAAUACACGAUAUAUUGCUCAGAGAGUUUCGUGGAGCUGACGACUUUACGGAAAGUGUGACACACAACGACGACGAGCAAGUAUGGUUUCAGAAUAAAGGGAAAGGUUGGAGCAUUGUGACGGACAGCACGUGGGACGAGUUUGCUAUGUUAGCAGAGGAAUACACGAUAGACAAUCGCAUUGUACACGCCCUAGCGCUGACGAAAGACGAAUGGGAAUUAGAGCCAGAAGACUGCGACGCUCUGGUGGAAAGAUACGAAGAAGAGAUAAACUGCUCCGACCUGUACAGUACUGUGUAA